Paramecium pentaurelia is the source of this 1104-nucleotide messenger RNA. The record is from the annotation of a GenBank genome assembly. NCBI's taxonomy places the organism in Eukaryota, Ciliophora, Oligohymenophorea, Peniculida, Parameciidae.
AUGAUAAAUUUAAUUAAAUCAAUCUUCUAAAAAAAGUCUUAGCAAUAGAUUGAAUAACCAUUAUAGCAAUAACUUGAUCCAUAUAAACACUUCAAUUACAAGACUAUCAAUAAAAAUACUAUCAAGUUAAAAUCAGACUGUUCAGCUAUUGCAAUAAAUAAAGAAAAUUCUUUGUUGUUAGUUAGCCAUGAAUCCAAAAUUAAAGUGUAUAUGUUAAAGAAUGAUUCCUUAAAAUAAGUUUAACUAAUCACAAAUCAUCACAAAAGAGUGACAGCACUCAAGUUCUUUAAUAAAUACUCAUUAUCUUAUUUGUCUUCAUCAAAGGAUUCUAACAUCAUAAUUAGUUCAAGCUAUUUAUGUGCUAAUCCAAAAUAUAUUCAAAAAUUAUCAGGUAAUUCACAAGGAAUCAUCAGUUUAGCAUUAAAUAUAUAAGAGGAUCUCAUAGUUUCAGGUAGUUUUGAUUAAAUGAUAAGAUUUUGGAGUAGGGAUACUUAAUCCACUAUUUCAAAUUGGAAAUGUUCAUAAACAAUAUAAGAUCAUAGUUGUUAUGUUGAAGGAUUGUCAAUCAAUGAUGAAUCUAACACUGUUGUCUCUUGUGGUUUCGAUUCUCGCAUUUUAAUUAUUUAGCGUAAGAAUUUAUCAUCUAAAUGGUUAAUAACUUAAAAGAUUCAAGUUCACACUUUUUGUCAUUAAAUAAUUUUCAUCAACAAUAAUACAUUUGCUUUUCAAGAUAUUGGUUUAACAAAAUUAUUGAUUUACUAAAAUAUUAAUGAUAAGAAUUAAUCACCUAAUUAUAUCAAGUCUAAGGAACUAGUCUUAUAAGGUAAUCAUAAUGGGAAUAAAAGUUAUUUCUAAUCAAUUUAUAAUCAUAGUAAAUAAGUACUUAUCUGUAAAAAUGGAAACACAAUAAAUUUUAUAAGAGUAAUAAAGAAGAGUACCAACUAAAAGAGAGAUAACCUUAUAUUUAGAUUAGAACAAGCGAUUGAUUAUGGAUAGUUAUUCUUUGGACUUUUAGUUGGAACUUUAAGUGAGGAUGGAUAAUAUUUCAUCACUUGGGAUGAAUUAUCUUAGGAAAUUUAAUUAAAAAAAUAUUAGGAACUAUGA